AUGCCGGGGUUUGAAUCAAAUCAGACACUCAGCCCAGGGCAGGGUGGCUCCGCUUCACAUUCCGCCCCGGGCUCACUGUAUGAGUAUCCCAUAGAGUAUCCCGUUACCACCGGGGCUGAGGCCGCUGCUGCCUUGUUCGAUCCUGCCUAUUCUCUUCAGCCUUCUACGCUACCUGUUUCGGGUUCCCAGCUCGGGCACACUUUGCCCAUGGUUAGUCCACUCGAAGGGGUGAACCCCUUUGACUUCUCGCUGGACCCUGCGCUAGAAUUGAGCGAUGGCACAGUGGGAUACAUGAAUGAGGGCGACAUGAAUAUGGAUUUGGAGAUGCCGGUUAUGGAGGAAGUGUUUCAUGUGGAGGAUUGGUCUAGGUAUAUGUGGUCUGCUGAGACAGGGUUCGAGCAUUUAGAUACUGGAUUUCCCCCUGUGACACAAUAA
Molecule: messenger RNA, 435 nt
Organism: Penicillium griseofulvum
Lineage: Eukaryota; Fungi; Ascomycota; Eurotiomycetes; Eurotiales; Aspergillaceae
Exons: 1
Coding region: 1-435 (144 amino acids)
Source: RefSeq, a predicted model, not a curated record